Molecule: messenger RNA, 2345 nt
Organism: Nematostella vectensis (starlet sea anemone)
Lineage: Eukaryota; Metazoa; Cnidaria; Anthozoa; Actiniaria; Edwardsiidae
Product: cysteine desulfurase, mitochondrial
Exons: 15
Coding region: 91-1419 (442 amino acids)
Biological process (GO): [2Fe-2S] cluster assembly
Cellular component (GO): cytosol; mitochondrion; nucleus
Molecular function (GO): pyridoxal phosphate binding; cysteine desulfurase activity
Source: RefSeq, a predicted model, not a curated record
UCGUACCCAGUCUCUCGACUAAAGUACAUUGACAUUACAGCACUUCGUGCCGACCCUCUAAGACAUUUAUGCAUUGUUUUUAUCCCUAGAAUGUUGAAUCCACGUUUUUGUAAGCCAUCGUCCUUGGUUAAAACAGCCUCAAGACUAGUGGGAGCCAAAUGUUGCACUCGUAACUCUUCUAGCAAUGUUGCCGAAGGAAAAGAUGUUGGCAUCAGGCCAUUGUACUUGGAUCAACAGUCAACAACAGCAAUGGACCCACGUGUGGUUGACGCAAUGAUGCCCUACACAGUCUCGUUCUAUGGGAACCCACACUCUCGUACUCAUCAGUAUGGAUGGGAAAGUGAAAAGGCAGUAGAAAAAGCCAGAGAGCAAGUGGCCAAUUUGAUUGGAGCAGAUCCCAAGGAGGUCAUCUUCACAAGCGGAGCCACAGAAUCAAAUAACAUAGCCAUUAAGGGUGUCGGCAGAUUUUACAAAAAGAAGAAAAACCAUAUUAUAACAGCUCAAACAGAGCACAAAUGUGUACUUGAUUCUUGCCGUGUUCUGGAGGGAGAAGGAUUUGAAGUUGAUUAUCUUGGGGUCAACAAAAAUGGCCUUGUUGAUAUAAAGAAAUUUGAAAAAGCACUCCGACCCACAACAUCUAUGGCUUCUAUUAUGAUGGUGAACAAUGAGAUUGGAGUCAUACAACCCAUAGCAGAACUAGGUGCAUUGUGCCGCAAAAAUAAAGUGUUCUUCCAUACAGAUGCAGCUCAGGCUAUUGGAAAAAUCCCAGUUGACGUUAAUGAGAUGAACAUCGACCUUAUGUCCAUCAGCGCUCACAAGAUCUAUGGUCCAAAAGGUAUCGGUGCCUUGUAUGUGCGUAGGAGGCCAAGAGUAAGAGUUGAGCCAAUACAGAGUGGUGGAGGGCAAGAAAGAGGAAUGCGGAGUGGAACCGUGCCUCAUGUGCUUUGUGUUGGUCUUGGCGCAGCUUGCGAAGUUGCUCAACAAGAGAUGGAGUAUGACAAAAAGCGUAUCGAGAUGUUGUCCGAACGACUCAUCAACGGCAUCAUGAAGUCUGUUAGUCACGUGGUCAGGAAUGGAGACCCAAUUAAUGCCUAUCCUGGAUGUGUCAAUCUCUCAUUUGCCUACGUGGAGGGUGAAAGCCUUCUGAUGGCACUUAAAGACAUUGCCCUUUCAUCAGGGAGUGCCUGCACAUCGGCCUCUCUUGAGCCUUCCUACGUGCUUAGAGCUAUAGGAGCUGAGGAAGACCUUGCUCACUCAUCCAUCAGGUUUGGUAUCGGUCGGUUCACCACAGAGGAGGAGAUUGAUUACACUGUGGAGAAGAUUGUCUUCCAUGUGAAGCGGCUCAGGGAGAUGAGUCCUCUUUGGGAGAUGGUGCAAGAAGGAAUCGACCUGAAGUCAAUCCAGUGGUCACAGCACUAGACGAAUUCUUCGCAAUAUACCAACUUUGAAUUAUAUCAAGUGUGUGGCAGCACCCCAGCACCGUCUAUGCAAUGCAGUAGUGUCUGGUUCACGAAGUGUUGUACUGGAUUGGCAUCUGGAAGGCUUCCAUCUACUGAACAAUUACAUAGAGUCGUUUACAAAAGGUUGUCAUCAACCGGCUUCGCGACUACGCGACAAGCCCGCAUGUAAGCAUGGGUAAAAACCACUGAAGCGCACAGCUGCAUAUAUUAGCCACCGCUACAACCGUCUAUGUCUAAAGUUAUGCAGUGGCUAAUAUAUAAAGCUAAGCGCUUCAGUGAUUUUUACCCAUGCUUACAUGCGAGCUUGUCGCGGAGUCGCAAAGCCGGUUGAUGACAACCUUUUGUCAAACGACUGUAUAUGUGCUCUGUGCAUUGCUGAUGCGCAACGUUUUACUCAUGACAAGGAGUGUGUCAUUCUUGAUCUUAUCAGAGACAUAUAGUGGACUGAAACAAUUAGCAGUACAAUUUAGUUAAUCUGAUAUAACAAUCUGCAAACAGAUUGCAAGCGCAUGACAACCAAAUAUGUAUUUUUUAGUGCGUGUGCGUAUAAUUUUUAAAUAUCCUUCAAAAUUAUAUUAUCCUUUUUAGAUUAUCAGUUUCCCUGCACACCCCCCCCCCCCCCCCCAAAAAAAAAUCAAUUUGGAGCUUCAGCUCCUAUAUUAUCCUUUGUUAAAGCCAUAGGAUACAUCAGGUUUUACCUGACGUAAAUAACACAUCUCCCACUAUGUGGUAUUGGGUCAACUUUAGAGCAAUCAAGAUAAAUUUCCAAUUUUGUACACUUUUUUGUCCAAUUUUAUUUAAGCAAACACCUCUAAUUAUUUCUAAUUAGGCUAUCGGAAAUUAAAUCAAAGGGGCUUCAUUCAAUAAAAUUGUUUGUGUUAAAAA